CAUAAGCUGUUUCAUAAUAACAAAACCUUAAGAAAAUCGCAAAUUAGCUUUAGAAAAAAAAUUAGAGAUGGCGGACGAGAGCUUCACCGACGGUACAAGAGUCCCUAGCAACGACAACAAUCCUUGUCAGAAAACCGAAGGAGUAGGCUUAAUAAGCUCUUUACCUGAUUCUAUCCUCCAACAUAUCCUCUCCUUUAUUCCGACCAAGUUAGCCAUCAGAACCUCCCUCUUGUCCAAACGAUGGAGACAUGUAUGGUGUGAUAUACCUUCUCUCUCCUUAGAUGAUAAGACACUGAGGCCUCUGAAGGCUGCUGCUUCGAUAACCCUAAAUCGAUACACUUCUCUGAAGAUGAUGAAUUUUCAUCUCAACACCACAAGGGAGCAGAAUAUUCCCCAUAUCAACAGGUGGGUCGAGUUCGCCAUAUCCCGCAACUUUGAGAUUCCUGAUUUCUUCUACGUCAAUUCCUCUGUUAAGCAACUCACCAUUACGUUAAGCUUUACUGAUCUUAUGGUUCCCGAAUGCUCCUUGUCUUGGACAUCCCUGAAGAAGUUGUACUUAUGUAAUUGUAAUCUCUCUGAUGAAACCAUGGCUAAGAUUCUAUCUGGUAGUCCCCUUCUCGAAAGCUUAACAUUGUAUUUCUGCGAUCAACUAAGGGUUUUGGAUCUUAGCAAAUCACUGCGUUUGAGAACGUUGAAAAUAAACCGCAACAUUUGGGUUCUGGGGCCAACGCAUAUUGUGGCACCACAUAUCCAUCGUCUCAGAUUGACAAACUCUCAGUUACCAUGUACGUUUGUUAAUCUCUCGUCUUUAGCCGAAGCUAGACUGGACAUUUGCAUUGUCCCAAUAACCCGAAUCUUCGAGGCUGAUUUUCUUCAAGACAUGGUGCUAAAGAUGUUAGAAAAGUUGCAGAAUGUAGAGAAGCUUACUUUUGAGGGAAACUUUCUUCAAAUUAUAUCUCUUGCCGAGGUUCGUGGUGUUCCUUUUCCGAUGUUCAAGGUGAAAGAUUUGACGCUGGAAACAGUGAUAUUUCAGUAUGUUAUUCCUGGUAUAGAAAGACUGUUACAAAACUCACCUGAUUUAAAGAAGCUAACUAUACGCGCAAGGGAUACCAACACCAUAGGGGAGGAGGAUAUAAACAACUACUUGCAGUUGCAAGGCUUAAACCCAGAUCAAUGUUGGAGAUCAAAAGAUGGGGUCUUUUUCAACAAUUUACCUUGGUAUUUAGAGUCAAAGCACGCGACUUCAUUUGUGGAACUUGUGCUUAAAAACACAAAGACAUUAGACAUAGACAAGAUAGUCAUACUUUUGAAUGAGCGUUACCUUCGGUUUAAGUUUGAAGAGCUGGUCGUUCCAACACUUUCUCAUAACAACUUCUCCAUUGCGCUCUUAAAGAUGCCAAUGACAUCAAAUGAUGAUGAUUGGUAAAUCAUUUAUUCUUUCGAGUCUCAUUGAACAUUUAUUUUUUCUUCGAUCAUGGGUGUACUUUUAUUGAUAUUAAUUAAUGAAGGUUUUACAUCGAAUCUCACUUUAGCAUAUACUAGAAGAAGGUUUUAAUAUUUUCUGAUCCAUAGUACUAGUAAUAAAUGAAACCUGAUUCG
Arabidopsis arenosa is the source of this 1599-nucleotide messenger RNA. The record is from the annotation of a GenBank genome assembly. NCBI's taxonomy places the organism in Eukaryota, Viridiplantae, Streptophyta, Magnoliopsida, Brassicales, Brassicaceae.